Messenger RNA from Naegleria gruberi, 477 nucleotides. RefSeq lists its product as uncharacterized. Bases 1 to 477 code for a protein of 158 amino acids. Lineage: Eukaryota; Heterolobosea; Eutetramitea; Acrasida; Naegleriidae. Gene Ontology annotation, biological process: response to salt stress; protein folding; response to heat. The transcript has a single exon. The record is from RefSeq and is a predicted model, not a curated record.
AUGUUAAGCCGUUGGAUGGGAGAUAUUUUCGAUGAACCAUUUGGAAUUACUACUUGGGAUCCAUUUCUCAGUAGUGGUGGUGGCACUAGCGAUCGUAACAGAGGUGGCGUAGAUUUCUAUAGAAAUCAACUUGGCUCCUUCACUCCUUCAACUGAUGUCUCUGAAACUGACAAGUGCAUUUGUGUUAAAUCCAAUUUGCCAGGUUUGAAGAAGGAAGAUGUCAGAAUUGAUGUUGAUGAUGAAAAGAGACUCUUAACCUUCUCAGGUGAAACCAAAUCUGAAAAGACUGAUGAGAAUGAAAUCUAUCACAGAUCUGAAAGAUAUUAUGGUAAAUUCAGUAGAUCUAUGAGAUUGCCACAAAAUGUUGACUUGAAUGGAAUUAAGGCAAAUAUGAAUGAAGGAGUUUUGAAUAUUUCAAUUCCAAAAGUUGAACAAAAGGAAAAACAAGUCAAGACUCGUUCCAUUGGAGUUGAUUAA